UCUCUGCCGCCAUGUAUACACCCCCGUCCGCGGACCCCAAACACAGCUGUGACGUCCACGCACGCUGUCACACGUCCACCACUGCCGUUCAGAGAGUAGCCUGUUUGGCAUGGUCGUCCCGUUUGCGUCUGUGUGUCUCCAAACCUCGGGGCCUCGGGGCCACGAGACACGUCAACCGGUAACGGCAACGUCAACACCGGCGGCACGCGAGGCUGCGGCACGCGCGUCCAGGCGAUCUGCCCGUUUCGGGAGACACUGACAGAGCAGAUGGCGUGUCGCGCGUGGGAGCGUGGACUCUUUUUGCCCGAUCCAGACCGAGAGCAAAACGAAGCCUGCGGGGCGACACGGGACGAGACGCUGUUUCAGGUAUUGCCGGCGGGAGAGAGCGAAACCAAUGAUGAGACUGUUUCAAGCCAGAACUGAGAGAGGGUACCUGUUUCAAAAAGGGCAACAUGAAUCUGUGCCUCCUCUUCUUUGCGGUUCUGCACAAGUACACACAGCGGUCGCUCUGUGUGUUGAAACGAGUAACAUCUGUUUCUUCCUCUGCUUUUCUGCUUUUCCAUUCUUGUGCUCUUCUGCUCUCCGUAUGCUCUUCUGCUCUCCGUAUGAUCCGAAUGCUACUUCUGUAACCCCCUCGCCAGCCUCUCCACUGUAGUGCCAGCACAUGAUGGGUCCGAGGAGCUCACCUCGGCC
Molecule: messenger RNA, 693 nt
Organism: Pichia membranifaciens NRRL Y-2026
Lineage: Eukaryota; Fungi; Ascomycota; Pichiomycetes; Pichiales; Pichiaceae
Exons: 1
Coding region: 453-629 (58 amino acids)
Source: RefSeq, a predicted model, not a curated record